Molecule: messenger RNA, 2656 nt
Organism: Drosophila subpulchrella
Lineage: Eukaryota; Metazoa; Arthropoda; Insecta; Diptera; Drosophilidae
Gene: Sema2a
Product: semaphorin-2A
Exons: 15
Coding region: 370-2544 (724 amino acids)
Biological process (GO): neural crest cell migration; negative regulation of axon extension involved in axon guidance; negative chemotaxis
Molecular function (GO): chemorepellent activity; semaphorin receptor binding
Source: RefSeq, a predicted model, not a curated record
UCAUUUCGAAAAUUGUGGUCGAUCGUGCGAUGUUGUUUUCAUUUUCCACUUGUCGGUUUCUGUUGUAUUUCGUGUUUCCGCUGCGGUUCUGAAAGCACUUUCCGAGUGUUAAUUUCAGCGGGCGGUACCUAAUUGGCAGUGUGAAAUCAAUUCCAUUGCAAUUGCCGCAAAAGUGUGUAAAAAUAAUACAAGUUAAAUGUGUUAACAGUUAUUCGUGGGAAAAAAAGACGCCGGUUUUUCCUCGCACAUCGGUAAAAUCAACAAGCAAUCUCCCUGUCUCUCUCUUUCGCACCGUAAUCCAAUUGAGGUUUGAGGGUCGCUUUCGCCCCCCACCCUCUAUCUACCUCGCCCGCUCGCACCGCCCCCGCAAUGCCGUUACUCCAGCUAUCGCCUCUCAUCGCACUCCUGCUACUGCUGUCCUGCAGUGUGAGCGAGACGGCUGCGGACUACGAAAACACCUGGAACUUCUACUAUGAGCGUCCUUGUUGCACUGGAAACGAUCAGGGCAACAACAACUACGGGAAGCACGGCGCAGAUCAUGUAAGGGAGUUCAACUGCGGAAAGCUGUAUUAUCGCACAUUCCAUAUGAACGAGGAUCGGGAUACACUCUAUGUGGGAGCUAUGGAUCGUGUAUUCCGUGUGAACCUGCAGAACAUCUCCUCGUCCAAUUGUAAUCGCGAUGUGAUCAACUUGGAGCCCACACGCGAUGAUGUGGUUAGCUGUGUUUCCAAAGGAAAAAGUCAGAUCUUCGAUUGCAAGAACCAUGUGCGUGUCAUCCAGUCAAUGGAGCAGGGCGAUAGGCUCUAUGUGUGCGGCACCAACGCCCACAAUCCCAAGGAUUAUGUUAUCUAUGCGAAUCUGACUCACCUGCCGCGCUCGGAAUAUGUGAUUGGCGUGGGCCUGGGCAUUGCCAAGUGCCCCUACGAUCCCCUCGACAACUCCACAGCGAUUUAUGUGGAGGACGGCAAUCCGGGUGGCUUGCCCGGCCUGUACUCUGGCACCAAUGCCGAGUUCACCAAGGCGGACACGGUUAUUUUCCGCACUGAUCUGUAUAAUACUUCGGCUAAACGGUUGGAGUAUAAAUUCAAGAGGACCCUGAAAUACGACUCCAAGUGGUUGGACAAACCAAACUUCGUAGGAUCCUUCGACAUUGGGGAGUACGUGUACUUCUUCUUCCGUGAGACUGCCGUGGAAUAUAUCAAUUGUGGCAAGGCCGUCUAUUCCCGUAUUGCCCGUGUUUGCAAGAAGGAUGUGGGUGGAAAGAACCUGCUGGCCCACAACUGGGCCACCUACCUGAAGGCCCGGCUCAACUGCAGCAUCUCCGGCGAGUUCCCGUUCUACUUCAACGAGAUCCAAUCGGUCUACCAGCUGCCCUCCGAUAAGAGCAGAUUCUUCGCCACAUUCACGACGAGCACUAAUGGCCUGAUUGGAUCUGCCGUAUGCAGUUUCCACAUUAACGAGAUUCAGGCUGCCUUCAAUGGUAAAUUCAAGGAGCAAUCUUCAUCGAAUUCCGCAUGGCUGCCGGUGCUUAACUCCCGGGUCCCGGAACCACGGCCGGGUACAUGUGUCAACGAUACAUCAAACCUUCCCGAUACCGUCCUGAAUUUCAUCAGAUCCCAUCCACUUAUGGACAAAGCCGUAAAUCACGAGCACAACAAUCCAGUCUAUUAUAAGAGGGAUUUGGUCUUCACCAAGCUCGUCGUUGACAAAAUCCGCAUUGACAUCCUCAAUCAGGAAUACAUUGUGUACUAUGUGGGCACCAAUCUGGGUCGCAUUUACAAAAUCGUGCAGUACUACCGCAACGGCGAGUCGCUGUCCAAGCUGCUGGAUAUCUUUGAGGUGGCACCAAACGAGGCCAUCCAAGUGAUGGAAAUCAGCCAGACACGUAAGAGCCUCUACAUUGGCACCGAUCAUCGCAUCAAGCAAAUCGACCUGGCCAUGUGCAAUCGCCGUUACGACAACUGCUUCCGCUGCGUCCGUGAUCCCUACUGCGGCUGGGAUAAGGAGGCCAAUACGUGCCGACCAUACGAGCUGGAUUUACUGCAGGAUGUGGCCAACGAGACGAGUGACAUUUGCGAUUCGAGUGUGCUCAAAAAGAAGAUUGUGGUCACCUAUGGGCAGAGUGUGCACCUGGGUUGUUUUGUCAAAAUACCCGAAGUGCUGAAGAACGAGCAAGUGACCUGGUAUCAUCACUCCAAGGACAAGGGACGCUACGAGAUUCGAUACUCGCCGACUAAAUACAUUGAAACCACUGAACGUGGACUGGUUGUGGUUUCUGUGAACGAAGCUGAUGGCGGUCGAUACGAUUGCCAUUUGGGAGGUUCGCUUUUGUGCAGCUACAACAUCACGGUGGAUGCCCAUAGGUGCACUCCGCCAAACAAAAGUAAUGACUAUCAGAAAAUCUACUCGGACUGGUGCCACGAGUUCGAGAAGUACAAAACAGCAAUGAAGUCCUGGGAAAAGAAGCAAGCGCAAUGCUCGACACGGCAGAACUUUAGCAGCAAUCAGCAUCCGAAUGAGAUUUUCCGCAAGCCCAAUGUCUGAUAUCACGAACAGAGUUUCGCCCUCAACAUGCCGUCAUCGUCCAAUCAGUUUUAGUAAAUCGAAUGCGAAGAGAAUACGAAACCCAGCCAGGAGGACGGUCAAGAACCCAUUA